AUGAGCACCCAGGCCCUGAACAAGAUCGCCGCCAACAGCCCUUCGCGGCAGAACCCGUCAGAGCUUGAGCAGAGCAUUGCUCAAGCUCUCUACGAUCUCGAGACCAACACUGCCGACCUCAAGGUUGCCCUGCGACCUUUGCAGUUCGUCUCUGCCCGCGAGAUCGAAGUCGGCCACGGCAAGAAGGCUGUUGUCAUCUUUGUCCCCGUCCCUUCCCUGCAGGGCUUCCACCGUGUUCAGCAGCGCCUGACCCGCGAGCUCGAGAAGAAGUUCUCUGACCGCCACGUCUUGAUCCUCGCGUCGCGUCGCAUCCUGCCCCGCCCGAAGCGGUCUGCCCGCUCCCGCAACACCCAGAAGCAGAAGCGGCCCCGUUCCCGCACUCUAACCGCCGUCCACGAUGCCAUCCUGGCCGACCUGUGCUUCCCCGUCGAGAUUGUUGGCAAGCGUAUCCGCACCAAGGAGGAUGGCAGCAAACAGCUCAAGGUUGUUCUUGACGAGAAAGAGCGCGUUGGCGUUGACUACAGACUCGACACCUACGCCGAGGUGUACCGCCGCCUCACUGGUCGCAAUGUGACCUUUGAGUUCCCUCAGAUCGCCAGCGCUGAGUUCUAA
This is a messenger RNA of Metarhizium album ARSEF 1941, 612 nucleotides long. RefSeq names its product 40S ribosomal protein S7. Gene Ontology annotation, biological process: ribosomal small subunit biogenesis; translation; rRNA processing. Bases 1 to 612 code for a protein of 203 amino acids. Lineage: Eukaryota; Fungi; Ascomycota; Sordariomycetes; Hypocreales; Clavicipitaceae. Gene Ontology annotation, cellular component: small-subunit processome; 90S preribosome; ribosome. The transcript is spliced from 3 exons. The record is from RefSeq and is a predicted model, not a curated record. Gene Ontology annotation, molecular function: structural constituent of ribosome.